AGAAAGAAAAAAAAAGAAAGAACAAGAAAAAAAAAGAGAAGAAAGGAAUCGACAAAGCUCGAAAAACUUUCGUACAGUUUUUGUGGCUAAAUCGGUUCCGCCGGUAGCCACGUGUUUGACUGAUGUCUCGAUCGUGGAGAAAAGAUCAUCAUAGUGAUCGUGCGUCGUGGACCGGCAUUUCAUCAGCCAUGUGUUCCUGAUUUUCGAGAAAUUUUGUCAAAGAUUAAAAAAAAAAAAAAAAAUAGAAAUAAAAGGACGUUCGAAAAAGAGUGGGUGUUAUCUAUGACGAUAAUGAUGCCGAUAAUGUAAGCUAUCUAGCUGGUAUCGAUUCUUAGGUAGACGAAAUGACGAACGACGGGAGAUUGUUAUUAUUGUUGGCAUUGCUGAUGGCGUACGGAUUGCUUGCGGUCGAAUCAAGGUAUCGCGAGGAUACUGCUCUCGAGGCAAGAAGACAUCGGCACAGACACAGGCAUGAAACAUCGGCUAGCAGAAGAAAUCAUCAUGACCUGAUUGACAGACGAUCGAGUUGGUCACGAGAAUUGGAUUACGAAUACGACGAUAUGGAUGAUGAUUCCAGACAAGACGACGAUGAGUACGGCGAUGAGGAAGAUUACGAUGGUAUUAGAUCUUACGAGGAAAGGUUAUAUCCAAGAUCCAGAGGGAAGAAUUAUCAGGAAAGAAUUUUCGAAUCUAAAUAUCCAAGACGUCAUCGAGAAAGUUAUCACGGUUGGUAUCACGACGAAGAAAAACGUCGGGCUCCCUCAAGAUAUAAUUGGAAGAAUCGUCAUAGGUCAAGAUUGGGAAGACUCGGUAGGAAUAGACACAGAGGAAGCUAUUCGAGAAAUCGUGAAGUUUUUCGCGAUGAUUUUAACGAGGAGAACGAGGAGGAGGAUGAGGAAGAGGAAAGGUCAGCGCGUCACUACGAGGAUGAUUCUGGUCCGGAUAAUCAUUACUCUUCCUACUUACCUUGGAGAAAUUCCAAGAAGCACAGGAGCAAUUGGAGAAGAGAUUGGAGAAGCAACAGGCAAAGUUCGAUUGGUUAUCGUAACGGAAAGAAAUUCUACGAUGCGAGCGACCUCGAUAGCAUGAGGAAAUUUAGAUUGGACGAUCAAAGGAGAAGGAGGACGAACUUGACCGAGAGAAUUUUAGAGGAUUAUAUGGAGAACGAGAAGGAGGAGGAGGAAGAGGAUGAUAUCUGGAAGGAAGCCGAGAAAGAAGAGGAAGAGGAUGACGACGCCGACAAUGAAAAUGCCGAGGAGGAACUCGAUAAUGAUUUUUACAAAAAUGAAAAUAAGCCGCCGUUGUACAGCUACGACGAUAUUAUCAGGAGACUUACGUCGGAUGAUCCUAGCACGGCAAAGCCGACGGUGAAAAGGGAUUACAGGAACGUUGGUAUAGAAAAGUAUCCUUUGCGCAUAUCGUACAACAACAACAGUGCCUCCAGAAAUCUUACUCGCCCGAAGGUCGUCGGCUCUUCUUAUGUAGCCGGCGCGUCCAGUUAUUUUGUAAAUAAAAAGCCGUCGAACGGAGAGGAGGUAGUGGAUAGGAACGUCGCGAUGAUCAAGUCCGCGAGUGUAGAGAUCAAACGUAAACCCUCGAAGAACGUGAUCAGUGUCGUGGUUAAAGACGAUGACGAGCAUUCCGGAAAAGCUAAGACAAAGAGUCUCGAGCAGGAAUACGAUGACUACUUGAACACCGAGGACAACGAGAAGGAGGAAGAUCUUAUUAAGGCCGGCGUCGAAGAUGAUUCCGGCAUGCAAUCGGACGUCACUAACACGGAUUACAACGACAAUGAAACCACGAACGAUCAGAAGAGCACGAGUACGACGACGACUACUACGAGCACCACUACUACCAGCACCACUACCACAACAACGACCACACCUAAGCCUACGCUUACUCAGCACUUCGACUACAGAGAUUCAAGAGCUUACGACAGUGGUACCAGCACCCAAUACAACGGCUACCAAGCGAAAAACGACUACCCGCCUAUGUCAGCUCACAGCGUUCACAAGUGGCAGUCCCUGGGCACUCGAGAGAGCGUUAAAGAGACCAGAAGCAACAUGCAGCAAUAUAACAAAAACGGCAAGACUGCACAGAUCAAGGAUGCUCUACAAUACGCGAUAAAAGUAUCUAAAGAAGGUAGCUGUCAGUGGCCACGUCCAAGAGUUAUUCCGGUUCGCGAUGUCUAUCCGAGUCCAUCGACCACCUACAUUCCACACUGCGCCAUCUUGCACAGGUGCUCGGACGAUACCGGAUGUUGCAGAUCGGAAGCACUCACCUGUGUGCCUAAGCACUCUCAUCGUGUUGAACUAUCUUUUUACAUGACAAACAUCGUUGGUACAAGCGUGGUUGAAAGAUUAUCUUUUUACAAUCACACGGAAUGCGAGUGUGUAGAGAAAAUAGAAUACGAUACGAACGAGAAGUCCGUCGAGCAGAGAUUCUACCGGCAUCAUCAGCUCUCUCCGCAGCCGCAAAAUAUGAGGAGAGCACCGCCAAGAAAAUCGUGCCGAUGUCCCUCGGAAUUCACGCCGAAAAUCACGCCGGACGGAGAGUGCCAAUGUUACUGUUACGAACAUAAUCAAAACUGCAUCAAAACGAAACGUGGAAAGGGAUAUUUUUCUUUGAGCGACAGAUUGUGUAUUCAAAAUAUCGAAUGUGCAAUACCUAUCUGUGAAUAUGGUGAGUAUAUGAGACGAGAAGGUAAAUGUCCUAGAAAGAGGGACAAGUUCGAUGCGAUGGCCAAUUUCGGUAUGAGCUUCAAUCAUCGAUAUAGGAGUUAGAAAAAGAAAAACAAUUGACUUGACGAUAGAAGAAACAAACAACGAAAAAAGCAGGAAUAAUGAGCGCAACGUAAUGCGCUAUAACCCGACGGUGCCAUUUACUUUGUCUUUUUUUUUUUUUCAAGUGCCUUUGACGGAGAGACUUACUAUAUGAUAUACAUGUAUAUAUAUAUAUAUAUAUAUAUAUAUAUAUAUAUAUAUGUAUGUAUAAAAUAUAUAUAUAUAUAUAUUCUCACACAUACGCGAUUAUGUAUAAAAUGUAUUACGCCAUUCUUAGAUGAUAGAAGUCGCAUGAUCACGUUCUGAUUAUCGUCCCCCACCCUUUCUCUUUCUCUACAAUUUCAUUUUCUCUUUUAGUUACCUUUCUUUUUUAAUAUACGAACUUAUUAGCUCCGGAAAAAAAAAAAAUACAUCGACGAUAGAAUAAAACUCAUUUCUGAUGGCUCAUGUUUAUUUGAACGUCCGAUCACGCACACUUCUAUUCUACUUAUAAACGUAACAUGAUUCGAAGAAAGUAAGUAGGUCGGAUCGAUUAGAAUCAGCCUGUUAAAACUUUCCUUGGGAUACGAUCUCCGUCGAUCAUUUCCGACUUCAAAGGAACUAUCUAUCUUUGAAUUUAUCUUCCCUCCAUUUCCUAUUUCCCUUUGAACGCGAGAAAGUACAGGAUGAUGAUACGAAGAAACGAUGAUACGAAUGUCGUGCUAAAGGUUUGAGCAAAAAAAAAAAAACGCAUUACUUUGCGAUACCGUCGACAUGUAAAGCAAAUGUAAUUUCGUAUUUUGUGAUGUAACAUAACGUGCAUAAUGUCCUAUGAAUGAGAUAACUGUAUCGAAAGAGAACGUAGAUUUGAACUGUUGCGCGACGUAUAUUUUAAUUUAAUUCGUAAUUUUAAUAGCGAGAUAUUGCUCGCGUUUUUUUUUUUUUUUCAUAGUUUACGCUAGAACACGAGCCUAGUCUGAGGAUCUGUCUCUCUUCUCUAAGAAAAACUCUUCUCCCGAGAGAAACUAAUAAUACUAACAUGUUAAGAAAAAAAAAGGAAAAAAAAAAAGAAAAAAAAAAGAAAAAAGAAAGAAAAAAAAAACAAGAAAAACGCACACACAGAAUUAAAUUAAUAAGACGAUAAAAGACAAGAAUGAAUUAACCAAAAAUGUUAAGAGAAGGGUUUAUCAAGAAUCGAAACAGGUCCUUGAUGUAUCCACGAUUUUGUAUGUUUACAAUGGUACAUUUUUAUUGUAUUUAAUCGAGCCAUUAAUCCGUAAAUAUUUAGUUAAUUUAAUAUUUAAUCUAAAGGUAGUUUUGUAAUUCUUCGAUCCACCCUGUCUUCUGUAUUUUUUUUUUUUUUUUUGUUAUCCUGCUCUUUCCUUUUAACUUUAAGUAUGAAUAGCAGCAGCGGUCGUGUACCUAGAUUCGUGAUUAUGCUCUUUCUCAUAAAAUUAUUCAAUUUUGCGUGAAUAUAUUAUUUGUGGCUUAUCGAAGUAUAGAAAAGGAAUAAAAGUAAAAAAAAAAAAAAAUAGUAAAUAGAGAUACAAUAGGUAGAGAUGCAUUUUUGUAAACAUCGGAACAGUUUCAUGAAUCACUGUAUCGUUUGAUAACACGCUCUUUCCUCUCUCUCUCUCUCUCUCUCUCUCUCUCUCUCUCUCUCUCUCUCUCUCUCUCUCUCUCUCUCUCUCUCUCUCUCUCUCUCUCUGGAUAUGUUUCUUAUGUUACUAAUAAAAAUGAAAGAAAUCAAAGAGUUUUGCAUAAAGUUAAAUACUUUAGACAAUGCGUGUCGUUGGAAAUCGCGUGCGAAAUAAUGUUUAACAAAUAAAUUUUAAAUACAAAAGGAGUGAAGGGAAAAAGAAAAAUAUGUAAAAAUUUUGCACAUAGCAUUUACGACAGUUCGCCGAUAAUAUUUUGCUCUGUCCAUAUUGUUUUCAUUCGAUUAUUAAAAUUUUUUCCUUUGGCCUUGCUGUGAAAUAACAAUCGUCUCGCUAAAAAUCGAAGCAUUUAAAUUUUCUCCCUUUUUGUAUUCUUUUGUAUACGUUUACAUGGAUUGCUAUAAUUAUAGGCAGGAUAAUCUACCUAUUAAUAGUCAGAACAAUUGACAGCGUUUCAUUUAACAAAAUAUAAGUCUAUUAUCUGUAUAUGAAAACAUUUCUUUCUUCUACAAAAUAAAAAAUCAUCUUUUCUAUAUACCACUCCUACUGAUUCUCCCUCGUACGCGAUACACGUCUCUAGAUAGUUCAUGUAGAUGUAGACGGCAAAUAAAAUAGUAAAAUUAGAUAAGCGA
This is a messenger RNA of Vespa velutina, 5052 nucleotides long. RefSeq names its product calponin homology domain-containing protein DDB_G0272472-like. Gene Ontology annotation, molecular function: growth factor activity. The record is from RefSeq and is a predicted model, not a curated record. Gene Ontology annotation, cellular component: membrane. Bases 345 to 2783 code for a protein of 812 amino acids. Gene Ontology annotation, biological process: hemocyte migration. Lineage: Eukaryota; Metazoa; Arthropoda; Insecta; Hymenoptera; Vespidae. The transcript is spliced from 6 exons.